This is a messenger RNA of Seminavis robusta, 366 nucleotides long. The record is from the annotation of a GenBank genome assembly. Lineage: Eukaryota; Bacillariophyta; Bacillariophyceae; Naviculales; Naviculaceae.
AUGGCCAGCCACGAUAUUAGUAGUAACAAUAAUGGUAAUAACAACAACCAGUACGCGACACCUCCAACGAGGGCCUCUCAGACAGCCGUCUCGAACAGCGUCAUGAUGGCCGUGAUGCGAGACAGUGGAAACAGUAGCACCACCCUGAUGAAUCAAUUGGAAGCGCGCAUGGGACAAAUCUUUGACGAUGCCGAUCAUCGUCGGUGUUCCGAAGGAAAUCAACGGGCGCUGCUAGCGGAAAAGUUGGAAAAUCUACGACAGCUCACCAAGGAACUCGAAAAGGACGAAUGGAUGUACGCCGAACAAAAGACCAACAGUGGAUUGACGUUGACAAGAAUGCCAGCAGCCAAACAAUAUCCAUUCUAA